CGACUUACUUGUUUUACAGUUAACUUAUUUCUUUCCGUUUUAGAACUUUGACUGACUCUACAUUCGCAGAUGAUUUCCACAAAUAUACUCUGGAAUGGAGGCCCAGCGGCUUAAAAUUUUACAUUGACGAUGAAAAUAUUUUGAACGUUGCUCCUAAUGAAGGUCAAUCAAUGUACGAGUGGGGAGACUUCGCAACGAAAACCAAUAACGGUAACAAUCCUUGGAUUGCGGGUUCAAAACUUGCUCCUUUCGACCAGAAGUACUAUUUGUUAAUGAACGUCGCUGUUGGUGGAACGGCAGGAUACUUCCCAGAUGAUGCCAAUAAUUAUAAUGGACAGGAGAGAAAAAAUAAACCUUGGGCUAACACCUCACCCACCGCUGCAAAGGAUUUCUGGGACAACAAAGAAGACUGGUAUCCAACAUGGCAAGGAGAAAAAGCGGCAAUGAAAAUAAAAUAUGUCAAAGUUACUGAAUAUAACGGAGCUCUAUGAAUGAUCCAAUUUCUGAUUUCUGCAGAAUAACCAAAUUAGGAUUAAAAGAAUUAUCAGUGCAGAAAUUUCAAUUCUGACUUUAAUUUG
Styela clava is the source of this 578-nucleotide messenger RNA. Its product is annotated as beta-1,3-glucan-binding protein-like. Gene Ontology annotation, biological process: carbohydrate metabolic process. Lineage: Eukaryota; Metazoa; Chordata; Ascidiacea; Stolidobranchia; Styelidae. Gene Ontology annotation, molecular function: hydrolase activity, hydrolyzing O-glycosyl compounds. The record is from RefSeq and is a predicted model, not a curated record.